Molecule: messenger RNA, 4257 nt
Organism: Pseudozyma flocculosa PF-1
Lineage: Eukaryota; Fungi; Basidiomycota; Ustilaginomycetes; Ustilaginales; Ustilaginaceae
Exons: 5
Coding region: 1-4257 (1418 amino acids)
Biological process (GO): phosphatidylinositol-mediated signaling; lipid metabolic process
Molecular function (GO): calcium ion binding; phosphatidylinositol-4,5-bisphosphate phospholipase C activity
Source: RefSeq, a predicted model, not a curated record
AUGGCCUCGCCAAACGACGGCGCACACCGCUCUGUCAAGACGUGGCUCAAAUCUCUCCUGUCCCACGACAGGCCCGGCGCCAACCCUGGCCUCGACGAUCCGGCCCUAAACGCUCCGGGUCCAUCCGAAACAGCGCCUCAAGACUCAGCAGCAUCAUCCUCGGCCGCGCCGGAUCCUCGCCGGCACAGCAUGCCAAUAGACCUCAUCUCCUUUCAUCAGGCCGUAGCGCUCUCCGACCCGACAGAUCAGCCGCAAGCGCAAGCCGCCGCUGCCGCGAGCCCAUCCGAACAUCGCGACCCCCCGGAAAGGGCGAUCAAUCUCGACAAGGCCGUGGCGGCUCAGCCGGCCAAUGCUGCACCUCUUGCUAUCCAGGCAAGGCGGACCAACAUCGAUCCCGGCCUGACAGCCUCGACGUCAAGCACCUUCCUGGAGCCACCGCCGGUCCGCCACAGCAUCAGUAUCUCGAGGUCUCUUGGUCAGGGCGUCUCCACGCUGCAAGAGCGUCUGAGCCAUCGGCGGAGGGCCAGCGAGACAUUCAAACGGAUGCGCUCCGUUAGCGACGGCGCUUCUGCCAAGCCGGACCCAUCCAGCCUCGGCCCGAUCAGGCGCGACGUUGCCGCGGCGUCUCCGUCCCAAGACCGCACAGACGCGCGCAGUCGGUCCGGUGCACCCGACGGCGCCAGUCUACAGAGGGCCGCGCCCACCAGCCCAAAGUCGGCCAGCUCGGCAGCGCUUUUCGGCGAAUCAGAGGCUCUGGCAAGGGUGCGCACAAACGAGUCGGUCCAGUCGUCGUCCGACUCGCUCUCGGCCACGGAUGCCGCCUCUGCCAGCCCUGGUGGCCUCCUUUUGCCAGGAGGUGAGCCCAUGCUCAAAGUCACGCAAAAGAAGGUCAAGCAGAGGACCUUUCACCUAGAUGCCGAUCGCGGCCAGAUCACCUGGGAGAGCAAGAGGGACAACAAGGUGAACCUCGAGACGUUACGAGAGGUGCGCUUUGCGUCGUCGGCGGCGUCGUACCGCACUUCACUCAACAUCUCCUCGAUCCACGAGUCGCGAUGGAUCACCGUCAUCUACCAGGCCGGCGGCAUCUACAAGGCACUCCAUGUGAUUGCGCUUAGCGACGCCUCGGUCGAGCGCUGGCGAUCCAGCCUGCUGCACCUCCAGACCCUGCGAAAGGAGAUCAUGCAAGGAGUCGGCGCGGCCGGCAGCUCCGAGGCGCGCAGGAACCUCUGGCUCAAGCACCACUGGAGAGAUGCCGACGAGAAGAAGGACGAGAGGCUCUCCCUAAACGAGGUACAGAAGCUGUGCCGCAAGCUGGGCAUCGAGAACAGCCGAUCCAACCUGCGCACCUGUUUUGAAACGGCAGACUGGAGGAAGAGAGGCUACCUCGACUUUGAGGACUUUCAGAUCUUCGUCCGCCUCCUCAAGCGCCGUGUCGACCUCGAAGCCAUCUUCCUCCGACUAGCAGACAUUGACCUGAGUGCCACCGGAGCGGUCGGCAUGGCGGCGAUGACGGACAGCCCAGCUGGGGAGGCGACCCCUCAAGCGCGGACCACAACGACGGAAGGUCCGCCGCGCGUCUUGCCUGGAAGCCUGAGUACGCGCGGCUUGAGUCAGGCGGCAUUCGCGAGGUUCCUCGUCGAGGAGCAAAAGUUCCCCGUCCUCGGCGAUGAUGAGCUGCGCGAGAUCUUUGCACGCUACUCGCAAUGCAGCUCCGAUACGCCAAGCCAAGGUCGGAUCGUGGGCUACCUCGGGUUCCUGGACUUCAUCACAUCGUCAGACAACCCGCCGCUGCUGGAUCAGGCACCUGUGCCGUCUUGUCCGGGAAGCGCAGGACAGACGAGGGUGACCGACUGCAGGUCCACGGCCCUCUCGCAGACGGAUGCAACACGCCAGACCGGAACAGAUCUCCCCGAGCAGUCAAAGCAGGCCAACGACGAGGCGGAGCGCACUCCAAGCCGUCCGCCCCUCCGACCUUCGGUUUCGGCGUCCGGUCUGGGAACUGCGGGCGGCCAGUCCGACCCACCGCUCCGGGCCCAGGCCGAGACAGCAGAGGAGCUGCUCGCGGCGGGCGCCAGCGAAGCCGACUGCCGCAAGCUACCAGUCAACUUCCGCAGAUCAGCAGUGACGCAGGACAUGACGAGGCCGCUGAGCGACUACUACAUCAGCUCCAGCCACAACACGUACCUGGUCGGCGGGCAGUGGAAGGGCGACAGCACCGUCGAAGGCUACAUCCGAGCGCUGCUGCAGGGCGCAAGGAGCGUGGAGCUCGACUGCUGGGACGGUCCGAACAACACUCCACAGAUCACCCACGGCCGGACUCUCACCAGCAAGGUCCCCUUUGCCGAUGUGAUCGCGGCGAUCGGGCGGUAUGCGUUUGUCACAUCGCCCUACCCGGUCAUCCUCUCGCUCGAGGUUCAUACGGACGUGUCUCAGCAAGAGGUGAUGGCCAAGAUCCUGCGCGACACGCUCGGCGACCGCCUCUUGUCCGAGAAGCUCGAUGACGAGUGCCACAGCCCGACGAGCACGGAGCUGCCAUGUCCAGAGGCGCUGAAGUACAAGAUCCUCGUCAAGGCCAAGAACCUGUAUCUGGCAGAAGGCCGGCCGGACAUGCUCAAGCAGGCGCGCUCGCCCGCAGCUGAAGAGCCGGCCGUCGUCGUCGAAGCGCAACCGGCAACGACGACGACCGACGCGACCGAGUCCGACAGCGACGCGCUGCUCUCGAGUGCGCGAGAUCUCGUGCGGAGGGUCACCAAGAGGCGAUCGCGCAAACCAGACGGCGUUGCCGAAGCCGCGAUCAGUGCCGACAAAGCCAAGCCCGUCACCAAGGUGCUCAUGUCGGCCUCGCUGGCCGCGCUGCUGGUGUACACGGUCGGCGUCAAGUGCCGCGGCUUCAACAAGAAGGAGGUCUACGCAACCGAGCACAUGAUCUCGCUUUCGGAGAAGACGGCGCUCAAGUUCAUCCGCGACGCCGUGACGCGCGAUGCGCUGAUCAAGCACAACCGCUCGCACCUGACGCGCAUCUACCCGUCAAUGAGCAGCUUCGCCCGCCUGCACGCAAGCCGCAACUUUUCGCCGCUCGACAUGUGGGCGGCCGGCUGCCAGCUGGUGGCGCUCAACUGGCAGACGAUGGACCUGGGUUUCGAGCUCAACCAGGCCAUGUUUGCGCGCAACGGCCGCUGCGGCUACGUGCUCAAACCGCCCGCGCUGCGGAUCAAGGAGCAGGCCAAGUCCUCGUCUGGGCAGCGGCUCCGCUUCUGCAUCGACCUCGAGAUUAUCUCGGCCCAGCAGCUGCCCAGGAAGGGCAGGGACACGGCCAAGGAAAAGGAGAGCGACGAUCGCGAGCCCAUCGACCCGUUCGUCUCGGUCUCCAUCAUGGUACCCGAGUGCUGGGGGCGGCAACCCCCGAGCUUCGUGCGCGAAGCCAGCGCGGAAGCCUCGAUCGCCACGGUCGCUUUUGGGGAGAAUGGGCUGGCCAAGGUGUCGUCAAGGGAGGCCAAGAAGGGCCCGCCGCGGAGCAGCAGCUUGCCGUUAGAACCGGGUCUGCCCACCGUCGAGUCGCCACUUCCGAUGACUCCAUCAGGGCCCGAGGAUGACCCGGUCGAUCUGCAGCACUUUGCAGCGGCGGUGUCGAGCAACGCACCUGCUCUGCCCGGUGGGCUCCUCAAGUCGCCGACGAGCGCAUCGGUUCCACUGCCCUCCACGGGACGCACGUCCACCGUCCAGGACGCGGACAGGCCAGGCCAGAGCAGCAGAGGCUCGGUGCCGUCAGCCGGCUCGGGCAGUGCCGAGGCCAGCAUGGUGCCCAAGCCGUCGAGCACCCGCCUGCGCACGCCCGUGGUCAAGGGCAACGGCUUUAGCCCACGCUGGAACACGAGCAUGAGUGUCCAGCUGGAGCUUCCUGCGGGCGCCAACCUGGACCUCGAUGCGAUCGGGGCCGAGGGCGGCGUGCAGAAGCUGAGCCGAGGUCUGCUGGACCUGUGCUUCCUGCGCUUCGAGGUGUACGACGAGGAUCUGAGCGGGUCCGACGCCACCAGCGACACGAGCAGCAUGAGCAGCAUCGAUGGCGACUGCAUCUCCGCCUAUGCCGUCUCGGUGGGCUCGCUGCAGCAGGGCUACCGCCACCUGCCCCUCUACGGCGCCGAGCUGUCGCAGUUCCUCUUUUCGACGCUGUUCAUCCACAGCCGCAUCCGCUUCGUCGGCGUCGUCGGUAGCAAGACGGGGGCAAAGUCGAGCCCCGACGCUGGAACGCCAAGAUGA